GUAAGAACAGAGGCAACGAUGAAUGUUAGGUAGUCUGGUUGUUGUAUGUGUGGCAAUUGUACCAUGAAAUUAAAUCUAGUAGCAAAACUAGUCUUAAUCAGUUUUUUACUUAAUCUACUUCUCCUGUCAGACUGUUGGUGUUAUAGUUAUAGUCACGACUGGGAUCCCAUUCACAACAAAUAUCUCUAUUUUAGCAAUGAAGAAAGACUACAAAUGCUGGAUGCAUCGAAAAAGAUGUUUCAGUUUGGUUACGAAAAUUACAUGAAAUAUGCAUUUCCAGAAGAUGAGCUUGAUCCCGUUCACUGUAGAGGCCGAGGCCCCGAUUAUGAACAACCGGACAACAUUAAUAUCAAUGAUGUACUUGGAGAUUACGCUUUAACCCUUGUUGAAUCUCUUGAUACAUUAGCUGUGAUGGGUAACAGUCCUGAAUUCAAAAAAGCAGUGAAGCUUGUCAUUGAACAUGUUUCUUUUAACAAAAAUAACACAGUACAAGUCUUUGAAGCCACUAUCAGAAUGCUUGGUUCAUUGCUGUCUGCUCAUCUGAUAAUAAUUGAUCCUCAACAAACUCUAGGAGACAUGUCCAUUCCAGACUACAACAAUGAACUGCUAGAGCUGGCUCAUGACUUAUCUACCCGCUUGCUCCCUGCAUUUAGUAAUACAGCUACAGGGAUUCCUUAUCCAAGGGUUUCUCUUUCAGAAGGUGUUCCUACGAAUUGUGUCAAUGUAACCUGCACAUCUGGAGCUGGAACAUUGGUCUUAGAGUUUGGACUUUUAUCACGUCUGCUGAAUGACCCAGUUUAUGAGGCAGUGUCACGUAGAGCAGUUACCACAUUGUGGAAGUUGCGUUCAAAUGUUACUGGCCUGUUAGGAAACGUUAUCAAUAUUCAAACUGGUGAGUGGGUUGGUGCAAUGAGUGGACUUGGUGCUGGCAUUGAUUCAUUUUUUGAAUAUCUUCUAAAGGCUUAUAUUUUAUUUGGAGAAAAAAGUGACUUGGAAAUGUUUAAUGAAUCCUAUGAGACAAUAAAAUUCCAUUUAAGAAGAGGUCGCCCCAAGUGUAACUAUGGCUCUGGCAAUGUUCCCCUCUACGUCAAUGUAAACAUGAAGACAGGAGAAACUGUCAACACCUGGAUUGACUCCCUUCAAGCUGCAUGGUCUGCUGUACAGGUUUUAAAUGGUGAUAUGGAGGAAGCCAUUUGCUCCCAUGCUCUUUAUUAUGCCAUAUGGAGACGGUACAAUGCACUUCCUGAAAGAUAUAAUUGGCAAUUAAAAGCUCCAGAUGUUAGAUUUUAUCCUUUGCGCCCAGAGCUUGUGGAAUCAACCUACUUUUUAUACAGAGCUACCAAAAAUCCUUUUUAUCUCCAUGUUGGUAAAGAUAUAUUAGAGAGUAUCAAUCGACAUACAAAAGACAGGUGUGGUUAUUGUACUAUACAUGAUGUAGACACCAAAGAAUUAGAAGAUAGAAUGGAAAGUUUUUUCCUUAGUGAAACAUGUAAAUAUCUAUAUCUGUUGUUUGAUGUAGACAAUCCAGUCAAUCAAGAAUUUUCCAAGUAUCUUUUCACUACAGAAGGCCAUUUGAUUCCAUUAGAUAGGAAUUUCCACAGGAAACCUUGGGAAGAUUAUAAUGAAGUGCACUCACCAGAAAAACUAGUAAAAAAAAAACUUGAUGUGAAAUUAUUGAACAAUGAACUUGAAGACUCUGAAGAGAAUCACCCCGUGAUAUUUUAUGCUAGGACCAAUUCUUCUAUCUGUGAUACAGUAAAAAUUGAAAGGCGUUAUAAUCUGCCUAUCUUAAGCCAGUACUUGACUCAGCUGGAGAUUGCAGUUGGAUUGCGAGAAGAUCCCUGUGACUCAAGGUUGGAUUAACAGAUUAAUAUUAUUGUUCUAGUGUCAAUGUUGUAACUUGCAAUACUAAGGUGCAGAUACCCUUAAAGUAUUUCCUUCUGUUGUUACUAACUGCUGUUUCCAAUGUGUAAUUUAAAAAGAGAUUUUAAAAAAGGUAUGUCUAUGCACCAGAUAUCUAUCAUGUGUUUCGAUGUGAAAUCAAAGCCAAUUGAAGAGCAGAUUUGUAUGUCUGUUCAAAACUCUGUUCAUAUUUUUUUAUUUGUGGUAUUAUUAUUAAUUAGUUUUUUUUAAAGAUUUGUUAAUUAUGACUUGUAAACUCUGACCUAAAUAAUAUUCUGAACCACUAAAAACACUAAUCAAUGGAAUAACUAACUAUAAACCCAAAACCAUUGUGCCAGUUCUAACAAAGAAAAGGAAAAGGAAACAUUCAAUCUUCAUUGGGUCUUAGUUAACAUGAAAAAAGAAAUCUUUUCACUAACACAAUGUUUAUCUUUGGCACUAAAAGUUUCCAUACAUCGUAAAGAUGUGUUUUUCUAAAGGUCUGUGUAUAUCAGGCCAUCGUGUUUGUGUACAAAAGUUUUCAUGAAAUAAAAAUAAUAAAGUUGCACUUUGACUACAAGAAGAUAUUUUCAGAGAAGACAAACUAUGUCAACAGUUUUUGAUUAAGUAUAUUUAUCUCUGUAUUCAGUAAUGUCAAAUGUGAUGCUAAUUAUCUUAGUAUUAACACCAGGAAUACAUUCAUGUAGCUUAUGAUUUGGAUAAAUAAUAUGAGUUAAGUUAAUAACAUAUAUCCUAAACUAUAUUAAGCCAGGCGAUGUUCCUAAUAAAGCUGUUUUGUCUUAAAGCUAUUAAAGUUGAUUGUGUGACCCAAGCUUUGUAUUAGAGCCAAAGUAGAUGAGUUGAAAGUAUACAAUCUCUCUUCAAUUGUAAUGAUCUCAGCAUCUGGCAUAAAAGAACACAUUACUUUAUUUCGUGGCCAUGGAGUUGUUUAUAUUUAUAUACUAAAAAUGUUUUAAUUUGUGUUAUUUCUCUAUAAUAGUCAUUUAUGCAUAAUAUUUAGUUUCCAGUAAGAAACCAUUGAUUAUUCCUAUUUUUUUAUGUGCUUACACAUUUUCUUUAAUUCUUUUGUAAAUUAUAAAUAUUAUAGUCUUAACAUAGACUUUGUCUGGAUGUAUGCCACUAUAUAUCCCUCACCCAUUCUUCCCUUAAAUUAUUUUUUUUUAAUAAAAGUAUUUUAGUAUGUAUAACCUAUACAAGUUAUCACUGUAUUUUAAAAUGAAAAUUGUACAUUUUGUACAUUAAGAAAAAUACAAAUGUUUGUAAGGUAAGGUUUCAAAUUUAUAUUGGAUUAUUUUUGGGGUACUUUUCUCUAAUUAAUGCUUUAAUAGUGUAAUAUUAUAACAUAGUAAUAUAGAAUUACUUUUACCAUUUUCAUUUUAACACAAAAAUAAUUGCAAAAUGAAUAUUGUGGUAUAUGUGAAAUCCAGUUAUAUAAAAAUCAUAAUAUUUAUAUAGGGUAUAUAAAAAGAUUAUAUGACAGUAAAACUUUAUUGGUAGUUAAAUGGAGACAAACAAAAUGGAUAAGUGAAAGUCACUUAAAAAACAAAAACAUUCCUUAUGUGAGUAACAUCCUAAUUCUUUGUUGUGUUAGUUUUCAAGAGUUUGAGACAUACAGAAAUUGUUUUAGUUUUCACGUUCCCAACUUAUGACAUUGCUUAUCUACUUGCUUUAGUUUCAAUAAAAUACAGAGUUUAAGAAUAAAAAUGCUAACAAAAUGUUUAGCAAUCAGCAUUGAUGUCUCAGGGCAAUGAUUCUUAAUUAAGUUUAUAUCUUUACAUUUUAGAAACCAGACAGUUUGGCUAGACAAUCUUAGUUGUUUAGAAAAAGAGAUUGAUUUUGGACGAGUUCAGGUUUUGACUUGAUUAGUGUGCUAAUGUUAUACAAAUAAAUUCCAAUGUUUAAAAAACAAUUUCAUAAAGAUAUAAAACAUUGCUAGCUACUGUCAAACUUUAUUAUAGCAAACUUCACAAGACCUACUUUAUAUGAUGUUUAUAAGUGAUUAUAAUAUUUAUUCCUUUCUUUACAUAAAAUCUACUUUCUAAGUCUCUGUGUACAAAUGUAAGCAUCUACCAAUGUUUUGAUUACUUUAUUAAUUUCAUGGUACAAUUGCUUAAGCUAAAAAAAAAUAUUUUUGGUUAGUUGAGGUUGUCAUUUUGAAAGAAAUUAACCAAUAAAAUGUGUCAUGUACUUGAAACACACUCUGUAUGUUAUUAAAAGACAGAAAUUGAAGGGACCACAAGAGAAAAAAAAAAUUAUUACAUACAAUAUCAACCCUUCUGAAAGAGCAAAAUAUUUGACCUUGGUUGUUUAAAGUUAAUUGAGAUAAUAGCCUAUUUUUUCAUUUUUUAAUUUACUGAUGAACUUAUGCAAUAUGGUGAUUGUAGACUAAUAUAGUCUCACUAUGUGCCAAUGUUACUGAUUCAUUGAUGUUAUUUUAAUAAUGUUGCUUUGUAUACUUCCUUGUGUGUAUUGCAUUUAUUUUAUAAAGUAAUUUAAAAACGAAAUUGUAUCACAAAAACAAUUUGUCACAUUAGUGGUAGAACAUUGCUAAAUUAUCUAUUUCAAUCCUCAAAUUUGUACUAAAGUGAUUUCGUACAAUAUCUGACUCCUGUACAAACUAAGAGAAAAUCUCUGUGUGAAUAGAGAGUUGGUUAGGUAUUAGGCUUUUCAUGAACCUUUUUCUCUUACUAAAUACACAGGAUAAUCCUCUAUAUUUAAGUAAGUUUGUAAAUUAUAUGUUUAUAAACUUAUGCUGUAAAGAAAUGAAACAUUUAAUAAUGAGCAGUUGUAAAUGUAUCAAUGAAGAACACUGAUCUUUUAUUACUUUUACUUGUUUUGUUUUUCUUUUUCCAACACUGUACUUAGUAGUAUACAAUGGUAGAAAACUUAAUGCAAAUUAUUUUAAAAUUCAAGAAUCACUAUCUCAAUAUGGCUAUUUUUUUUUUUUACAAGAUCAACUAUUAACUUUUAAGAUUAUAUUUUUGUCCCUAUGCAUUGUUAUAAGCAAUACAUAGCUAGAAUAAGAGCUAUUGUUUACACAUAACUAUAUAUUAUUCUAAGCAAUAAAUGUUAUGGUUUUAAGUCUAAACUAUAUAAAAAAAGCCUCACUUCUCUUUAAGCAUUAUAAAAGACAACUUUCUAAUUGUAUUAGUCUAUGCAGCUUUUUUUUUUCUAUUGCUCCAGUACUUCCAUACCAGACCUAUUAUUAUGCAGGCACAUGAACUUCCACUUGUCUCUGUAUAAUGUGUCUGUCUUGCCUGUUAUGGUUCUGGUCAUUAACAUAAUUGAGCAUCAGCAUGACCACUUGUCAUUCCCUAGUUCCUUUUGUUUGGGUCAGCACAAGUGUUAUUUGAUUCAAGUGCCUUAACUCAGGGUCUUCUGUUACAUUGUUUCUUUUAACUAUUGAACCUGGUCCUUUGCACUAUUGACUUUUGUUUUGAAACCAUAUCUUUAAUUAUCUUCUGUGCUCUGUGUCAAUUACAAUCAACAUGUUUUCACCUUGCAGCUAAUAGCAUUGUCGAAAUAGACCAAGAUUGCUUUUCAUACAAGUAAAAUGUUAUAUGGCUGUGAAAAUAAACAUGUCUAUGUACAUUUGUAUUUAUCUUUAAGAGUUCAAAUAACAGACAGGGUAAAAGAAAUGAACACCAAGCUUUGAACAUUUAGUGUUGUCUAACAUCAUUAUAUAUUAAAGUGAAUUGUUCAGUUUAUAAAGCUUGGUAAAACAUCAAAUGUAUGAAUUGAAAUCUAAUAUAUAUUGUUCAACUAGAUAUAUUUGCUGAUAUAUGACUUGCUCAUUGUUUAUUUAAAACAUCUAAAGUUAAUCAUUGUAAAACUAAUUUUUUGUAGCAAGUUAUAUCUUGUUUGAAGUCACUCAAUAAUUUUUUUUGAAUGCUUAUCAUAAAGAAGUCAAGCAAUAAUCAUAUAAAUAUAUUUGUUAGUGUGCACCUCUCAAUUUAACACUAUUACAUGUAACUUUCACAUUUAUUUUCUAUACAAAAUGGGUUAGCUGUGAUUGUUAGGGUCACUGAAAGUACAUCUAAUCUGAUCUAAGUUACAUCCACAUGGAUCAGUGAGACACACAUUUUAUUUGUUUGCAAUAAAGCUUUUUUUUUAAAAAAAAAACAUAAAUUUUUCAAUUUAUCUAUUAUGAAGUUAUCCAUUAUUAAUCUUUUAAUUAUUUUAAUAAUAUUUUUGCAAAAUGCCAAGCAAAAAUGUACUUUUUCAUUUUCUUAUAUAUUAUUUUCAGUGCUUUUUUUGUGACAGUAUGCACCGGUAAAUGUAAAGAAAAGUGAAGUUCCCCUUUCAGACCUUGCGGUCUAUAGGGCAGAUGAUGUAAAGGUCAUCCAUUUCUGUGGUCCACGGCUUACAAGGGUGUCAUGUGGCCAGCACAACGACCAACUGCCUUUACUUUUCCUUAACUAAUGUCAGGUACCCAUUAGAGCUGGGUGAACUCAGAGACGCUCAAAGAUACCAAAAUUAAAAAUUCCAGAUUUCACAGAGAUUCAAACCUGGGACCUUCGGUUUGGAAGUCAAGUGCUUUACCGUUCAGCCAGCUCGACUCCACCUUUUUCAAUGUGGGGAAAAAUGAAUACUUUUCUUGUAUUUUAACAUUUAUUAUUCAUUUAUUAGUAGUUAAAAGUUAGGCAAUCCAUCACUGAGUACUGACACCCAUUUUAUUUUACAAAAAAGAAGCACUGAUUAUUUUUAUAACUUAAUAAGUUUUUUUUUGGCUUGGGGGGAGGGGGGGGGGAGACAAAUAUUUUUGAAAAGUAAAAGUGUCAUAAAAUGUUAAAUGUUCACCAGAGAUUUCUCAAUGACCUACAUUUUGUUGUUUAACAGCUGAAUGUAGUUAUGUAGAGGUGCUACAUGCUAGGUGCUGCUAUGUUGACUCUUUUACCAAUCCUGAUAACGAUAAAGAUAGAAUGUGUGUUUGCAUUUUA
Molecule: messenger RNA, 6842 nt
Organism: Biomphalaria glabrata
Lineage: Eukaryota; Metazoa; Mollusca; Gastropoda; Planorbidae
Product: ER degradation-enhancing alpha-mannosidase-like protein 1
Exons: 12
Coding region: 46-1863 (605 amino acids)
Biological process (GO): mannose trimming involved in glycoprotein ERAD pathway; carbohydrate metabolic process; endoplasmic reticulum mannose trimming
Cellular component (GO): endoplasmic reticulum; membrane
Molecular function (GO): mannosyl-oligosaccharide 1,2-alpha-mannosidase activity; calcium ion binding
Source: RefSeq, a predicted model, not a curated record